ACAAUAUGCAUCAAACUACCAUACCUAUUACAUCAAACACAUCCUACAAUGGCAAGGUUUUCGAUCGUGUUUGCAGCAGCAGGAGUACUCCUCCUCGUAGCCAUGGCGGCAGUUUCUGAGGCUUCCACCACAACCAUCAUCACCACCAUCAUAGAGGAGAACCCCUAUGGCAGAGGUAGAACUGAAUCCGGAUGCUAUCAGCAGAUGGAGGAGGCGGAGAUGCUCAACCACUGCGGGAUGUACCUCAUGAAAAAUUUAGGAGAAAGGAGGCAAGUUAGUCCCAGAAUGAGAGAAGAGGAUCACAAGCAACUUUGCUGCAUGCAACUGAAGAACCUAGAUGAGAAGUGCAUGUGUCCGGCAAUCAUGAUGAUGUUGAACGAACCAAUGUGGAUAAGGAUGCGAGAUCAAGUGAUGAGCAUGGCUCAUAACCUGCCCAUAGAAUGCAAUCUCAUGUCCCAACCAUGCCAAAUGUAAACCAGCUGGUUCUAAACUGCAUGACUAGCUAAGUCCCCUGUGGAAUAAAACGAGAUUCACUAUCACAUCGUCGUGUGUUGUUGUUUCAAUGUAAUAUCGUCCAUCGUGUGUCUCGUUAUUAAUAAAAUCGGACUUGUCUUUUUAUA
Messenger RNA from Helianthus annuus (common sunflower), 620 nucleotides. RefSeq names its product albumin-8-like. The transcript is spliced from 2 exons. The coding region runs from base 49 to 474 and encodes 141 amino acids. Gene Ontology annotation, molecular function: nutrient reservoir activity. The record is from RefSeq and is a predicted model, not a curated record. NCBI's taxonomy places the organism in Eukaryota, Viridiplantae, Streptophyta, Magnoliopsida, Asterales, Asteraceae.